Styela clava is the source of this 4864-nucleotide messenger RNA. NCBI's taxonomy places the organism in Eukaryota, Metazoa, Chordata, Ascidiacea, Stolidobranchia, Styelidae. The record is from RefSeq and is a predicted model, not a curated record.
UUUAUUCAGGGGCGGGUCACAGUUGCUUGACAAGCACAUGGCGCUUUCUUCCUAAAGAACACUACGCAUAGCUUUUUAACUGGCCGUCACAACCAUACAGCGGAACGCGCUAGGCUCGGACAACUGGUUUUCCACAUUUCACUUUAGUGGAUUCAUCAUUCAAAACCGGACAAUAUGAAUAAAAUUUAUCUGGGUGGUUUAAACACGGACGUAACAGCAGAAAGUUUAACUAACUUAUUCAACGAAAAUAGUGUAGAAGCGACAAAUAUUGUCGUCAACAAAAAAGGUUUUGCUUUUGCCGAUUGUAAGGAUCCAACAAGUGCAGAAAAGGCAAUCGAAAAGCUUAACGGUAUGACAUUCGAAGGAAAGGAUAUCUCCGUGGAACAUUCAGUACCACGAGGAUCAAAAAGCAAGAAAGUUCAGGUUCGUAAUAUUCCUUCUCACCUCAAUUGGGAAGAGUUGGACAAACUACUGGCCGAAUAUGGAACUGUAGAAAAUUGCGAACAAGUUUCCACUGAGAGUGACAGUGCUACUGUGAAUGUAACGUACAGUACUCGUGCAGAGGCACAAACUGCCAUCAGAGAACUCAAUGGAAAAACAGUGGAGGGUAGUCAGCUUAAGGUGAGCCUCCUGCCGGACCCAAAUGAUACCUCCCGACCACCAAGAGGUAAUAGAUAUCCUAACUCUGGCUAUAAUGGUCCCUACAAUGGGAAUGGAUAUGGCAAUCGACCAAAAAUUCCUGAAAUGCCUACCAGAAUGUUGGUGUCAAGCCAGUAUGUUGGAGCAAUCAUAGGAAAAGCAGGAGCGACCAUCAAGCAGAUUACUCAUGAUACACAUGCACGUGUCGAUGUUCAUCGCAAAGAGAAUCCUGGUGCAACUGAGAAGGCUGUUACCAUCAAUGGUACUCCCGAAGCAUGUACUGCUGCUGUUGUAAAGAUACUCGAGAUUGUGAGAGAGGAAGACCGUAAUGCAAGAACUGCCGCUGGAACUUGGACUGAAGAUGAGCUGCCGUUAAAACUUCUGGCUCACAAUUCUCUCAUUGGUCGAUUGAUUGGAAGAGAUGGCCGCAACUUGAAAGCUAUUCAAGAUAAAGUUGACACUAAAAUUGCCAUCUCCAAGGAUUCAGGCAGAUCACCUAUGGGAUAUUUCUGGCGGAAAGGCAUCUGGAGUCAGAGGUCCUCCCCCAGCCUGACGGAUAUGUCAAUAUUUAACGCGGAGCGGACGAUCACCAUAUUUGGAGAUUUGAAAAAAUGUGAAAGUGCCGAACAAUUGUUGAUGGAAAAACUUCGUAGCUGCUACGAGAAUGACAUGACAUCUGCUUACCAGGGAUAUGGUCCGCUUCAGGGAGGUGCUCCAGGUGGAUUCAUGGGACCACCCCAAGCUAUGUAUGGACCUCCACAACCAUAUGGACAAAUGCAACCUUCACCUUCUAGUACAACUGAGAAUUGUACCCUCUAUAUUCCUUCCAACUCUGUUGGGGCAAUCAUUGGCACCAAGGGAAGUCACAUUCGUAAUGUGUCUCGUAUUGCCAACGCUUCCAUCAAAAUUUCUCCAGCUGAAAAUGGAGAUGGCGACAAAGAACGUCGUGUGGCGAUCGUUGGAACACCUGAAGGCCAAUGGAAGUCCCAGUUCUGUAUUUUUGACAAACUGAAGCAGGAAGGUUUUUUCGGUAAUGAAGAAGGACGUCUGACAUCCGAGAUAAAUAUUCCAUCUUCUCUUGUCGGCAGAAUCAUCGGAAAAGGAGGAAAUAAUGUUCGUGAACUUCAAAGACUAACCAACUCUGAAGUUGUCAUUCCACGUCAGUCUGAAACUGAAGGAAUGGAGGAGGUUCCUGUUAAAAUUGUGGGACAUUUCUUUGCUAUUCAAUCUGCUCAAAGAAAGGUGCGGGAAAUGAUGAUGAAAGUGCGUGAGGGUGAUCGUGCUGGGAAAAUGAGAAACGGAGUCAAGCCGCGCAAUUCGUACGAGACUUAAAUCAACAACCAUCUGCUAGUCGUUCGUCAAAAAGAAUGCAGUAAUAUGUUCUUGUCAUAACCAACAAUUCUUAUUAAGUAGUAAUAUUUGUCAGUGAAUUAUAAACCCAUUUAUAGUAAUUUACGUAGAUAUUCAAAUUUGAUCGUGGCGGCAGUAUUGAUAAGCGUAGUAACGUAUAUUCUGUCUGAAGUAAUUUUCACAUGUAUCUUAAAAAAAUUCUGAUCAGGUUAUGAACUAAAAUUAUAAAUCACAAUUUUUGGCUCUGUUAUAUCAAAUUAUCUUAAUCGAAUGAAAAUAAUGUGAUUUUAUGGAGAAUCAAAAUUUUUUUCAUAUUUGAAAUCAUAAUCAGAUGUGUAGUGCUACAUUUCUGUGUGCAUGUAACCGAUUCAUUGGGUGAAAAAUUGGGUGCUUUUUCUUAGUUUUACUUUAUUGCCACGUUUUUUUUUCAUGGGGGGGACUUAUCAUGUCAUUGUUGUUUCUGUUUGCUUAUUACGAUGAUUAGUUUCCCCCCGGUUUUCUUUUUUUGUAUGUCCGUCUGUCGUAGUAGCGGCUUCAAACGGCGACGUCCUUUUUUAUAGGGUGCGAUAUAUGAACGAGGGUGGUUAUGUGAAGCAAUGAAAGCUAGAAAGACUGUGGCGUGUAGAUUGCGUAAUGAAUACCGACAAAGGGAGGGAGUCUAGAUUUAAGAAAAAAAUGCCCAUUUCCAUAUUUGGAAAUGCGAAACUAUAACAAAAACUAAAUAAAAAUUGAGAAAAAUAUAUAAAACUUGAAACACUGCUCGUUUCUUGAAAAAAAAAGUGUCUAAAAUGGCAUAUUCCAUCUCACUGCCUUCACUGUUUUGCUGGAUUAGCACUGGAGUACCACUAAGUAGGAGUGGCAGGAUUUCUUUCAUUUGACAUGCUUCAUAUUCCUGCAUUAAAACGUUAUAUCCACUUUUCCAUAAAUUGUUAAUGUACUACACCUGAGACAAUAACUUUUAAAUUGGUUUCGUGUGUUAUUGACGUUUAUUACAGGAACAAGCGAUGUUCAAAUAUUCACCCUUACCCCGAACCCUUUAUGUUAGAAACUGAAUUUGAGCAUUUUCAAAAUAUCUGUUGUAUUGCGAUUCAAGUUUCUGCCGUAUCCUUUAUUCUUUUUUAUACCUCAUUUUUUUUUAUCUGUGCGAGUGUUUUUAAGAGCUAGCGAUGUCUUUAUGAAAGUGCUAGAUCUUAAUUUACUUUUUUUUUCUUGCUUUUGUCUUAUACUUUUUUAUUUUUGUAAAAAAAAUCCGGUAAUCUGAUCCUAGUCACACAAAUAAGCUGCUAUUCAAAGUCUUAUUUUGGAUAAACCAAAAGUAACGCUAAUUCUGAUCAAGAUAUUUCAUUCCAUGUUAAUUCAACUGAGUCUGCUAUACCGUAAUAUAAAAAAACGCACUCGCUUAUAUGUCUCACUACAAAUUAUUGCUGCUGUAUUUGGCAAUUUUUCUUUGUUAUUUACAACCUUCGUCACACCUACCCCAAUUUUCAAACUAAUGUUUAUUGAGAAAUCCUGUUGUUUAUUAUCUGCACCAGUCAUGUGACACAUACUGUAUUCGGUAUGUGUCACACUCGAUGUGUGCCAGCGGUUUAUGUGAACCCAACCAUACAGACACUGAUUGUGAGCUAGUCAAAAAGUUGUUUUUUGGUAAAAAAUAACUUUUGGCUGGCGCUUUGGAGUUGAACCAUACUUUCUCUCUCUACUUGGCUUGUACACAAACAACCACCCAGCCGAUGGAAUGGUCAAUCAUAAUAAUGUAGUUCUACGCUAGACAUGGUAAAAAAUGCUUUUUCUGGUUUGGUCGAAAUACAACUACGUAUGUACAUGCUAGCUUCUUCGUGAUGGUAGCCUCCCAGAUAACUAUGAUGAAACAAUUCAAUUUAAAAAUUAACCUGUUAUGCACCUUCGUGCAAGUGUUGUUAAGCUGCUGUAACUGUAUUUCAUAUGAUUGUCACUUGUGGGGUACAUAAAAGGUUAAUUUUUGAUUGAAAAUAUGUAAUACCUUUUUUAAAAAAGGCCGCAAUCUGAUGCCCGAUUUAUAGAAUCACUGGUCCCAAUUGUUACUCUUGCUCAACAUCGCAAAAAGCUAUUUAUUCUUAGCACAACAUCUUAUAAAUAUUGGGAUCCAGUUCUCACCAUAACCCUUCUCUAUUUCCCUGUGGAAUAGCGGGUUUUAAACAGAAUGUUGACACAGCUAUAUGAAAGACAAUGUGUAACUUUCUGGCUAUUUUUCUUUGCUGAUGAACACUCUCUCAAGUGUUCUACACUCAUUUUGUGUUCCGAUAAUGCGUAACUUCGCUGUUUCCGUUAUAUGGAUCAGCACCAAUUUUGUAUAUACUGAACUGAAUAUUACAGGUGCAAUUGCGCCUGUAAUCGUAAUAGAACGUGUGCUCGUACGCACAAGCCCAGGCAGAAGUUUAUUCACUAGAAAGAAAUUUUAUGUGUAUAAAUUUCUGUUUGGGCUAGGGUAACAACUCUUGCUGCUUUUGAUUUAUCUGAUUUCACCCACCUGUGUACAAUUGCAUGAGUAGAAAUUUGGCUGUUUCUUGUAUUCAAUAUUGUAACCACAUUUUAAGUACCUGGAUUGGACUUAUUAUAAGGACUGGACAUUUUCGUAUUGCAGCCGUUUUUAACAUACUACAGGCUAGUAAUUGUUAAGGUGUCCAGCCCCCUGAUAUAUGUACGGAUUAAUAACCGAUUGCUGCAGAGGAAUUUCGAGACCACUGGCAGCAGAUUGGUACUGUGUUGAAUUGGGUUUUCAUUGUUGAGAUGUUGCUUAGUUCCGUUUGCCAUUUGUUUCCAACUGUUCAUGAUAUUACUUGAUAUAUAAUGCCAUAGAUUCAAAUGGUCAAUAAUAAAACCAGUCCAUGUGCUAAAA